AUGCCGCCAACAACGAGAUCCGGUGCUCAUACCAAAGCGACGUCUCCGAAGAAGCCUGUUGUUACCGUCGAGACGCUGCCUGUCGAAUACGACAAUGAGACAUACUACUCUUCGUCAUCUACCUCCUCCAGAUCCCCUUCUGUCUCCGCAGAAAGCACUGUCAAGGAGACCCAAGAUGUGGUGUAUCCACCAUUCAACCUGAACCCCAUAUACGCCAACAACCUGCGGAAGCCCGUCAAGUUCGGCGGCUUGAAUACACCGCUAGACCCUCGUCAUGCAGUGGCUUCUGAACGUGAGCUCGCGGGAUCGCAAACCUGGCAGUCUACCCUUGAGGCGUCCUUCCCGCAGCCUAAAUCCCAGACUCCGUCCCAAAGCGUGUCUCAUCCAGCCGAGUCUCCAAACGCAGCACCUCACGCUCCUACAAAACUCGCUCAAGGAACCGCGCAUGGAUCAUGCUAG
Messenger RNA from Mytilinidion resinicola, 459 nucleotides. RefSeq lists its product as uncharacterized. Lineage: Eukaryota; Fungi; Ascomycota; Dothideomycetes; Mytilinidiales; Mytilinidiaceae. The coding region runs from base 1 to 459 and encodes 152 amino acids. The record is from RefSeq and is a predicted model, not a curated record. The transcript has a single exon.